Molecule: messenger RNA, 1620 nt
Organism: Penicillium odoratum
Lineage: Eukaryota; Fungi; Ascomycota; Eurotiomycetes; Eurotiales; Aspergillaceae
Product: putative MFS alpha-glucoside transporter
Exons: 1
Coding region: 1-1620 (539 amino acids)
Biological process (GO): carbohydrate transport; transmembrane transport
Cellular component (GO): membrane
Molecular function (GO): carbohydrate:proton symporter activity
Source: RefSeq, a predicted model, not a curated record
AUGGCUGAACACCAGGAAGAUGUUGCCGACCGAAAUACGACGACUGUGAUCCACGACAAGGAUGAGGAGAAAUAUUCGGCUGCUAUUGACACCCUGAAGGGUGCUCAGAGAGCAACUGAUGAUGAACAUGGAAUGACCCUACGAGAGGGUAUCCGCAAGUACCCCAAGGCCGUAUUCUGGUCCGUGUGGUUUUCCAUGGCGCUUAUCAUGGAGGGAUUCGAUCAUGCCUUUGUCAGCGGUUUCUUCGCCUUUCCAGCCUUUCAAAAGCGAUAUGGUGAACUUCAGAGCGAUGGUUCCUACCAAAUUCCCGCCGACCUACAAUCCGGUAUAAGCAACGGUGUCAAUGCUGGAGAAAUCAUUGGUCUACUGAUCAAUGGUUUCGUGGCCGACUGGAUCGGAUACCGUUGGGUCAUGAUGAUUUGCCUCAUGCUUAUGACGGCUUUCAUUUUCCUCCAAUUCUUUGCCACCAGCAUUUAUAUGUAUAUGGGAGCUGAGAUCUUGUUAGGAGUGCCAUGGGGUGUUUUCCAAACUCUGUCUACAACAUAUGCCGCCGAGGUGUGUCCCAAUGUUUUGCGACCAUACCUCACAAUGCUGGUCUCUCUUUGCUGGAGUGUCGGUUAUCUUCUGGGAACUGGCGUGUUACGUGCUUUUCUAUCAUCUAGUGGACAGUGGGCAUAUCGUAUCCCGUUUGCUCUUCAAUGGGCUCUACCUCUCCCGCUUGCCAUUGGUAUCUUUUUCGCCCCCGAGUCACCAUGGUGGCUUACGCGCAAAGGUCGCAUCGCAGAUGUACGAAAGACUUUGUACCGUCUGCGCUCCAAGGAUAGCUCGGAAGCUGAGAUUGAGGACACCAUUGCGAUGAUGGAGCAUACGAUCAAGAUCGAGAACGAAAUGAAGGCAUCAAGCAGCUACUGGGAUCUCUUCAAGGGUGUAAACCUGCGUCGCACCGAGAUUACCGUGUUCGUCUAUCUCAUUCAGGAGCUAUGCGCGCCUCUCGUUUCUUAUAUUGUGUACUUCCUGGAGCAAGCCGGUCUUGCCUCCGCCGCUUCCUUCGAUUUUGGCAUGGGAGAGUAUGCUCUGGCUAUCAUCGGGGUGUUCAUCGCUUGGUUCCUAGUUCCAAAGGUGGGACGCCGAACACUCUUGUUGACUGGUACUGCGUUUUUGACCUUAACCACUUUCCUAAUCGGGUUCUUGGGUAUUCCGAGCAUAUCUGCCCAUCCCAACAUUGGCUAUGGGAUUGGCAGCAUCCUCUUGAUUCAAUACUUUGUUCUUUUCAUCACGAUCGGCCCGAUCAUCUAUACUAUCGUGACUGAGAUCCCUUCAAACUUCCUUCGCACCAAAAGCGUUGCCCUCGCGCGCGCUGUAUACAACAUUGGUGUAUUGGUUUAUGGACAAUUGGUUCCCCAUAUGGUUCAAAAGGCGGCUUGGGACUGGGGGGCUAAGAGUGGCUUUUUCUGUGGAGGAAUCAUGGGAAUUGGUUUCAUUUGGGCCUAUUUCCGUCUCCCUGAGACCAAGAACCGGACUUUCGCUGAGAUGGAUAUUUUGUUUAAUAAUAAAGUCAAGGCAAAAGACUUUGAAAAGACCAAGGUGGACCUUGCUUCUGAGACUGUGUCACAGGAGUGA